Molecule: messenger RNA, 933 nt
Organism: Gossypium raimondii (Peruvian cotton)
Lineage: Eukaryota; Viridiplantae; Streptophyta; Magnoliopsida; Malvales; Malvaceae
Exons: 2
Coding region: 1-933 (310 amino acids)
Molecular function (GO): RNA-DNA hybrid ribonuclease activity; nucleic acid binding
Source: RefSeq, a predicted model, not a curated record
AUGGGAUACGGCCCUCAUAGGUUCCUUUGGAAAGCUUAUGGAAGCUUGAUACUCUACCAAAGAUCCGGGUUUUUGCGUGGAGGACAGGGUUUUGACAAGGGGCGUCCUCGAUGUGGAGCAGAGACCGAAACAGUGCUACAUGCAUUAAAAGACUGUCCAACUUCGAAAGCAGUUUUGUCGACCGGAGGGUGGUCUAGGAGCUUUAUUUCUAAGAACUACGAUCACUGCAGUGAUUGGCUGGAAGACUUGAUGCGGGUCCUCGACAAGAGAGCUAUGGCCGACUUGAUGACAACAUUAUGGAACUGCUGGAAUAACAGGAACAACUUUAUCUUCAGGGGUAAAGAAGAAGAGGCAAAGCAAAUAUGGGAAAGAGCUAGCAACUUGUCGAAGGAGUUUCGAAUAUGUAACAUGACGAAUGAGCCUUUACUGUCACAGAAUGCCGUGGUGAAGAAGUGGAAAAAACCUCCAAAGGGAUUCAUUAAGAUAAACUUUGAUGCUUCAGUUUGCGAUGACAGAAUCGGAUUUGGCACGAUUAUAAGGGAUGAAGAGGGCUUUGUCUUGGGAGGCGGUGGGGGCUUUAAAGAGGGAAGAGUGUCGGUGGAAGAGGCUGCGUGCAUGGCUUUUGAAGAGAGUAUCAACGUGGCGCAAAGAUUGAAUUUUAAAGAAAAUGUUCUCUUUGAAACUGACCAUGUGGGGCUGGUCAACAGACUUAAUAAUUUAGUCAAUGACGUCACUGUUAUAGGCGCUAGGAUUAUGAAAUGCACAGUAGCCUUAAAUUCUUUUAAAUCGGCCAGUUUAAUUUGGACAGAGCGUGCGUGUAAUAAUGUAGCCCAUUUAAUUUGUAAGAAAAUGUGUAGGGAGGCUAGAAACUGUUUGUUCGAAAUGGAUUAUCCUUCGGAAAUCCACACUGCUGUUAUUUGUGAUGUUACUUAA